Molecule: messenger RNA, 2661 nt
Organism: Trichomonas vaginalis G3
Lineage: Eukaryota; Parabasalia; Trichomonadida; Trichomonadidae
Exons: 1
Coding region: 1-2661 (886 amino acids)
Source: RefSeq, a predicted model, not a curated record
AUGUUUUUCUUAGCAUCUUUAGCUCGCUCUACCAACACAGGUAUUGACCAAUACCUCCUUGGCAAGAGACUUGCUGAAAUUGGCUUGAAGCAGCAUGCUAACGGUGGCUUCUACGAAGUCACUGGUCAAGAGCCAACAGCAGAAAUUACAUACCAUGCCAUUUACUUAGGCUUCACAUACGGCCUCUUCAAGAACAUGGACUUCUCCAAUGCUCAGCGCUUCAUCACAUCCCUCCGUAACCGUGAUGGUGGUGCCGGCAUGUCACCAGGCCAAAAGUCAUCCGUUGAGGCCACAUACUACUAUUUCAAGGCCGCCACAAUUAUCUUACCAAAUGCUCUUGAUAUCCCAUCUAUUGUUGAAUUCCUUAAGAACCAUUAUGAUUCUAACUCUGGUCUCUUCCGCGAUACAUUAGAUUCAGAUCCAUCAGUUAGAGCCACACACUUCGCCUACCUCACCCUCAACAAGCUUGAGAACGAACUUACAUGGCUCAACACAUUUGCCAUCCGUAACUACAUCACAGACCAUACACAGGAUGACCGCUACUCUUUCGAUGGCAUCAAUGAAAUCGAUGCUCAGAUCUAUGGUACAGCCAUCUCCAGAGCCAUUUCCCUUCAGUCCAACAACUAUCGUGCUGAUCAGUACUCCAAGAAGAUCAUCAGCGAUGGUCUCAAGGCUAAGAACAUCACCAUCUACCAGAUUGGCAACCUCCUUAACGCUCUCAACCAGGAAGGCUCUAAUGAUGUUCCAGAAGAGCUUAAGAACCCAGAUAUCCCAGAAACAAUCAACGAUCUCUUCUCUCUUACACGCCUCCUUGUUUCCCAGGGCAUUUUCGAGAAGCUCCUCGAUAUCGAACUUUUCGCCAUUACAACAGAUAACCAGGUCUUAGAACUUGGCCGUGGUGGUCUUACACUUGGCCAGGUUGUCCGCCCAGCUGCUGUUGCCCGUAUCCUUAAGCGCUUCGUCAACCCAUAUCUUGCCAUCAACCUUACAACAACAAUUGGUGAAGAGAAGUCCGUUGACACAAAGCUUGACUUCGAUGAACGUAAUGGUGUUUGGAUGGGUGACAGAUACACACAGGCUACAAAGCUCGGCCAACUUACAUUCGAUAUCCAGACAUGGCUUCCAAUCCGUGAAGGCCACCAGGUUGAUGUUACAAAGAACAUCCAGACAUCAGUCUCCCUUCCAGUCGAUAUCUCCUGCGAUGUCACAGCCGGCGCUGAAGAAGUCAUUCCAGUUGGCGGCAUCAUCGAACCAGGUGCUGCUGUCAAGUCUGUUCUCCACGGCAGAUUCGAAGACGGCAUCGAAGUUGAAGAAGGCACAAUGGCCACAUUCGCUGUCUACGAUUCAUCCGAAGCCCUCCUCUUCUACGAUUCUGCUGACUUCAAGCUUGACCACAUAUUCCAGUGGACAUUCGAUCCAAAGAACCCAAUUCCAGACGGCUACGUCAAGUUCUCUGUCGAAAUUGGUGACCGCCAGCACGGUAUCCACACACGCAAGGAGUUCCGCUACCUCUACCACGCCAACAUGACAGUUAUCUCCCACAAGAUCAACUCCACACCAAAGCUUGGCGAACUUCUCAAGGUCUCCAUGGUUCCAGGCGUCAUCGUUGAUAGUGCUGUCGAACAGUUCAACGAUGAGAAGUCAUUCGGCGAAGAUCUCAAGGAUGCUUCCACAGAAGGCUUCUUCCCAAGUGGCCCAGCUGAGGCACAGAAGUACCAGAUGGUUCUCAAGUGCGGCAACGCUAUUGCUAAGACAGUUGAUGGUGAAAUCAAGGUUGUCGAACACAACAUCACAGUCGAGUUCGAAACAACAGUUGAUGAGAACAUCGAUCUCGCAACAGGCUUCAAUAUCGAGUUCGUCUUCAAGAACUCCGAGGGAUUCACAGUUCCUCUCUCAUUACAGGAGCCAAUCGCUGUCACACUGAACUCAGAGAUCAUCGCUGAACAGGUCAAGGGUCUCGUGAAGCCACAGAAGUUGACAUACGGCCAGACAAUCAAGGCUGAGUUAGUUGUCAAGGAGAAGAACGUCGGAAAGACAUUACUUCCAGGCUUAGCAUUCCCAGUCAUCCUCCUCAAGAAGGGCGACCGCGUUGUUGCCGAGCAGACAGCUACAUGCGACCAGAAGGGCCUCGAGAGUGUCGAGUUCACAAUCGACGCUUCCGUUCCAAGUGGCAAACUCACAGCUGAAAUCGUUGUCCGCAAGGGUGAAGAGUACCUUCCACUCUUGUUCAACGGAAAGAAGCUCACACAGGAGUACGAAAUCGAAGGCCAAAUCAUUUUCGACCACAAGAUUGUCCAGACAUCUGAUGCUAUCACAAUCGACUACACAACAAUGUUCAACAACAAGGCUAUCACUGGUGGUUUCUUCGUCGCUAAGGUCAUGACACCAGACGGCCAAGUUGCUGCCAACCUCCCAGCUGCCCAGACACUCUCCAAGUCUCGUAUCUCAAUCCCAACACAGUUCCUCCGCGGUGAGUACACAGUUGAUCUCUACCGUAUUGGCGAAACAACACCAGUUGUCUCUACAAAGGUUGCUGUCCAGUCCAAGGUCGUUACAUGGUUCUCACAGCUCCCAAUCGAGACACUCGUUGUCAUCGCUGCCUUCGCACUCUUCUGCUGGACAGUUCACCUCAGAACACAGUUCCGCAUCCACAACAUCUAA